GAAAAUGCUCACAGAGAAUCCUAGCUGGCAUGUCGCCGUGAUUCAUACUAAAGCUGCAUCCUCUUGCAGCCGCUUUCCCUCCAAAUCCUCCACUAUCACUGAGCCUAUCAAGCAGCCUUAAUACGCCGGCCUUAUAUAAGUUCUAUACAUGCUGGGCGGACAUGUUUUAGUACUGGAAGUGAUUACUGGCCAAAACCUUGCCGUUCCAUCUAAUCGCACACCAGCGGGCCAUUAUGUCCUUGUCUCCACCUCCUAUGGUCAGUGGAACACUGCCAUCAAGGCUGCAAUGGCCGACUGCAGUGUUUCUUGGAAUGAGACCCUCACCAUCCGUGGAAGCCCACUGAUGUUUCCCAUGUGGCUUCUACCCUUCUUUUCCAGCUCCUCCAAAGAAAUCCGCCUCGAAAUUCGCGCCUCAUUUGAGUGUGGCCAAAUGCUUGGUCGAGGCGAGCUUGUGGGUACAGUUGAGACGACUUUAGAACAAUUGCUUGCGCACGACGGACAGUCCGUAUCAUUCCUGGCUGUUGAUAAUCAGCGCAUAUCUCUUAAAUUGAAGGCACGGCGUAAAAAAGUACCAUACUACGAUGCAGACGGUACCAUGCAGUGUAAAAUCGGUCUUGAAACUGAUGCAGCACGCGAUGCAUACACCCUCUUUUGGAGGAGCAACCUUCGCGAGCACUUCCAUAGCGCCAUUGAGGGUUUUCAGGCAGUGCUUGACCAAUGUCCCCAUGGUCAUGCACAUCGCGCUGCAGCGCUUUCCAACCUUGCUCAUGCCAUUUUAUGUGGUUUCGCCAAGACUAUUGAAAGCGAUAUUGACCGAGCAAUUCACCUUUUCCGAUCCGCACUCACGCUCCGUCCCCGAGGACAUAUCGAACAUCCGUUAUCCAUCCUCGACCUUUGCCAUGCUCUCUGCAAGCGUCAUGCCCAUAAAAGGGACCAUUCCGAUCUCCGUGAGGCCGCAGAUCUUUACCGCUCCAUUCUACCGCUUUGUGUCGAGGGCAGCCAUCUCCAUCAAGUAGUAUUCGAUACCAACGGCAUACCAUAUGUCAUCGAGCAGUGCAACACACUUCCUAGUGAUCCUUCGGACGAGAGUAUAUCGCUUCGGCGAAUUGUGCUUGAACUUUGUCCGCCACGGCACCCACAUCGUGCAUACUCACUAAACAAGCUUGCUGGAGACCUCUAUGCACGGUUUGAACGAGACGGCAAUAAAGACCAUUUCUAUGAGGCUGUUCAUCUGUCACGUGAAGCACUGGCAGUAUGUCGUGCUGAUGAUGAUCAACUUAGUAUUCUCCCCGGCGUUUUAUCGGACACUCUCGGGCACCGUUUCAAUCACCACGGCGAUCCUUCUGACCUUUACGAAAGAAUAGCACUUGACAUCCACCUAGAGGCACUCGACUUGCGCUCGUCUGCUUCGAGUCAACGCGGCAUAACGGCCCCCGAACAAGGACAACAAUCUUCGCCGUCACCACUGCCAUCUCCUCCCCCACCCCUACUGCCACAGGCAUCAAUGAGCAAACAGAUUCGGCCGCUAGAAAGAAAUAUUGUCAUCUUCGGUGACAGUGGCUCAGGGAAAAGUUCAGUCAUCAAUGCGAUCGCGCAAACGCAGCUAGCGAAGACAUCUAGCAGUGCAACUGGAUGCACGUUCGCCUAUCAACGCCAUAGAGUCGAAAUUUCUGGCCAGACGUUUGUCCUAUUCGACACCGCGGGUCUCAAUGAAGGCACUGCAGGCACGGUGCCGGCGGCAAAGGCGGACGAAAACUUGAAGAGCUUGCUGCAUGAGCUCAUGAGCCCUAGAUCGGAUGGGAUCGGCCUUCUGGUAUACUGCGUGCGUAGCACGAGAGCCCGUCGCGCUCUUAUUCGGAACUACAAUCUUUUCUACUCUGCUAUCUGCCGAAAGAAGGUCCCGAUUGUCGUCGUCAUCACAGGAUUGGAGAACGAGCCGGACAUGGAGAGCUGGUGGGGUGCCAAUGAGAAGGAGUUCAAGAGUCGCGGCAUGCAUUUCGAAGACCAUGCAUGCGUCACAACGCUUCAAAAACACUCAGGAAUCUCAGAUGUCUUCACCCGUCGCAUCGAAGAGUCUUCUGAAACUCUACGCAACCUUGUCGUCAAGAAUUGCUCGGAUUGGGUGGUUGACGACAGCUGGUUCAAACAGUCUUUCGCUGCUGUGCGAAACAUGAUCAGCGAUAGUGGGAAUAGCGAAAGGUCUCUGCCCUCCACUCUCGUCAUCUGCGACCCAUCUCGAAACGAAGAAGUCGAGAUUGCACACUGCAUCCGUGGUACCUUGAAGCCUUACUUUGUGCGCAUCGGCGGGGACAAUUAUCAGGUUCACCGUGUUCCUGCACUGGACUCUUCAUCUUCAAAUGCCGAGAGAAGGCCUGAAGGGGAUCUUCUCAUAUACUACGCUCGCGCUGACGAGCUUUCUGCAGCUCGUCAGAAGUUCUACGCGUUUUGUACAGCGUAUCGCGGGAAUGUGGUACCGGUCGUCGUCGUGGUCAAAGGACUGGACGAUCGCCAAGCUGCCCAUCAGUGGGUCGAGAAACAUAUCAUGUAUGAUGGCGCCGGACGUCUAUUCUCAACAUUUGCUCCAGCUGAAGAACUCGGAUACGAUUCUUUGAAGCAACAGGCGGAACAAGAAUUGCAAGAUCUCAUUCGACAGGCCUGUCUGAUUCGCAGCGAGAGGAAAGUUAGAGGGAAGCAGAAAAGACUUGCGCGUACUAGAAACCGACUGCGUGGAAAGUCAGAUGUUCUAGCAUUGCUCUAGUAUUUACUCGCGAGGACUGUUGAGAUAUACAUA
This is a messenger RNA of Suillus subalutaceus, 2791 nucleotides long. RefSeq lists its product as uncharacterized. The transcript has 6 exons. The record is from RefSeq and is a predicted model, not a curated record. Gene Ontology annotation, molecular function: protein binding; GTP binding. Bases 149 to 2758 code for a protein of 869 amino acids. Lineage: Eukaryota; Fungi; Basidiomycota; Agaricomycetes; Boletales; Suillaceae.